UUUUUUUCCCCGUCCUUUUAUCCGCAGGCGGUCGCUGAUCAGCGGUGUGGACAGAAAUACUAGCUGCGGCCACGAGGUCGAGAGAAACGGGGGAGGGACGAGGGAGAGUCCAGCGGCGCGUUAGUGCGCGGCACGUUUGUUGGAACGUACUGGGUCACCGCUUCAAAAAGGCCUGGGGGAGGCGCUGCUUUGAGUCGGCGAUGUGGAGCACGUGGCUGCCCGCUCUCCUUCUGCUCCUCAGCACGUUUCCCCAGCCCAGCCUGCAGAAUCUGCGGUGCCUUAAUGACCUCAUCAACAACAUCACCUGUGUGUGGAACAGCACGGCACGAAAACCCGACACAGCGUGCACCCUACACGGAUUCUACCAACGUCAACAUAAAGAAUGCGACCUGAUGCCCUUCGUUGACCAUGACCAAAACUUGCUGAGAUGCAGCCUUUUCUUUCCAAAUGUGGAGUUUGGUUCUUUCACACGUCUCUCAAUAAGAGUCACGUGUGGGAGCUCAAGCCGUCCCGCUGCACACAUCGAAAAUUAUAUACCAUCACUGCACAUUAAAAUGCACCCCCCUGCUCUUCACACCUUCACCAAUGCCACUAUCGCAUGGUCUCCUGGAUUCCCUCUCUCAGAAUAUAUCUUCAGUUACUACUUCCAACUUCAAUUCAAGCGGUCAGACCAGAUCUGGGAGAAUGCAGAGUCUGUCAACGUGAGAGACAUGCGGACCUCAGUGGAGAUCUCCGAGGAGAAACUGGAGAAGGGGGUCGUGUAUGACUUCAGGGUUCGGGCUCUGGUUGAUCGUGAGAGAUUUAGUGGGGAAUGGAGUGACUGGAGCCCCGUGUCCUCCUGGAGGUCUACAGCUGGGGUGUCCCCAACGGAGCCCCCAGCUCUGGUGGGAUUGAAGUAUGGUAUCCCUGUUGUGGUACUGUCGUGUCUCAUCCUCUUCUUCAUCAUCAAAGUGAAACGGUCCAUCUGGUGAGCACUAGGGAUUAUGACUGGGCUUGUUGCAUGAAUGCAUGGGGACACAGGGAGGACAGCCAGUGGGAAACAGGGUGCUGGUCUCAGUAGAUGGUUUGGUUCAAACUACAAAAAAAACUGUUACCUGCUGAGGUAGAUAGAAAGACAAAAGGUAAAGAGGCGGGCCAGAGACCUAAAGAAACAGGAUCACGUCUACAUGUAAUAAAGUAAACAUGUGCUUGUCAAGAUGACUGGCCAGUUAACAGAUUGUUCAGUAUAAAUGCUGUAUGUUUAUAUUUCCUACCUUUCCAGAUGAGUGAGAUGGGAGCAUCAUUUUUCAUUCUCUUGUUAAUGUGUUUCAUAGGGCUCACAAGUUCACGCAUGUUCCUGAUCCCUCAACCUUCUUCACAGGACUGAA
Paramormyrops kingsleyae is the source of this 1367-nucleotide messenger RNA. The record is from RefSeq and is a predicted model, not a curated record. Lineage: Eukaryota; Metazoa; Chordata; Actinopteri; Osteoglossiformes; Mormyridae.